CCUGUGGAGGACAGGAGGAGAGUUCGAGCAAUUCUACCUUACACCAAAGUGCCAGAUACUGAUGAAAUAAGUUUCCUUAAAGGAGACAUGUUUAUUGUCCAUAACGAAUUGGAAGAUGGCUGGAUGUGGGUUACAAACCUACGGACAGAUGAGCAAGGUCUUAUUGUAGAAGACCUGGUAGAAGAAGUGGGAAGAGAAGAAGAUCCACAUGAAGGCAAAAUAUGGUUCCACGGGAAGAUCUCCAAACAAGAGGCUUACAAUUUGCUGAUGACAGUUGGUCAGGUGUGCAGUUUUCUUGUGAGGCCUUCAGAUAAUACACCUGGUGAUUAUUCACUUUAUUUUCGGACCAGUGAAAACAUUCAGCGUUUUAAAAUAUGUCCAACAUCAAACAAUCAGUUUAUGAUGGGAGGCAGAUACUAUAAUAGUAUUGCUGACAUCAUUGAGCACUAUAGAAAAGAACAGAUUGUUGAAGGAUAUUACCUUAAAGAUCCUGUUCCAAUGCAGCACCAAGAACAAGUGCUUAAUGAUACAGUGGAUGGAAAGGAAAUCUACAAUACAAUUCGUCGGAAAACAAAGGAUGCUUUUUAUAAAAAUAUUGUCAAAAAAGGUUAUCUUCUGAAAAAAAGUAAAGGAAAGAGAUGGAAAAACUUGUACUUUAUAUUAGAGGGAAAUGAUGCCCAGCUUAUUUAUUUUGAAAGUGAAAAACGAGCCACAAAACCCAAAGGACUAAUAGACCUUAGCGUGUGUUCCGUCUAUGGAGUACAUGACAGUUUGUUUGGCAGGCCAAACUGUUUUCAGAUAGUAGUUCAGCACUUUAGUGAAGAGCAUUACAUCUUUUACUUUGCAGGCGAAACUCCAGAACAAGCACAGGACUGGAUGAAAGCUCUGCAGAUGUUUUGCAGUUUAAGAAAAACCAGUCCAGGAACAUCAAAUAAACGUCUGCGUCAGGUCAGCAGUCUCAUUUUGCAUGUAGAAGAAGCUCAUACGCUCCCAGUAAAGCAUUUUACUAAUCCAUAUUGUAACAUCUACCUGAACAGUGUCCAGGUAGCAAAAACACACAUCAGGGAAGGGCAGAACCCUGUCUGGUCAGAAGAAUUUGUCUUUGAUGAUCUUUCAUCUGAUAUUAAUAGAUUUGAAAUAAGUCUUAGUAACAAAACAAAGAAAAGUAAAGAUCCAGAUAUAUUGUUUAUGCGUUGCCAAUUAAGCCGAUUACAAAAAGGACAUGCAACAGAUGAGUGGUUUCAACUCAGUUCCCAUGUACCAUUAAAGGGUAUAGAGCCAGGAUCUUUGCGUGUUCGAGCACGAUAUUCUAUGGAGAAGAUCAUGCCAGAAGAGGAGUACAAUGAAUUUAAAGAGCUUAUACUCCAGAAAGAGCUUCAUGUAGUCUAUGCCUUAUCACAUGUUUGUGGACAGGAUAGAACACUGUUGGCUGGCAUUUUAUUGAAGAUUUUUCUGCAUGAAAAGCUGGAGUCCUUGUUGUUGCGAACACUAAAUGACAGGGAGAUAAGCAUGGAAGAUGAAGCUACUACCUUGUUUCGUGCCACCACUUUAGCAAGUACACUUAUGGAGCAGUAUAUGAAAGCCACAGCAACAAGUUUUGUUCAUCAUGCAUUGAAAGACUCUAUAUUAAAGAUAAUGGAGAGCAAGCAGUCCUGUGAGUUAAAUCCCUCAAAGUUAGAAAAAAACGAAGAUGUAAACACUAAUUUGGCACAUCUACUCAGUAUACUUUCAGAAUUGGUGGAGAAAAUAUUCAUGGCUGCAGAGAUACUGCCUCCGACGUUGAGGUAUAUUUAUGGGUGUCUACAGAAGUCUGUUCAAAACAAGUGGCCAGCUAAUACCACCAUGAGAACCAGAGUUGUUAGUGGCUUUGUUUUUCUUCGACUGAUUUGUCCUGCUAUCCUGAACCCAAGGAUGUUUAAUAUCAUCUCAGAUUCUCCUUCCCCCACUGCUGCAAGAACGCUGACGCUGGUCGCCAAGUCUGUGCAGAAUUUAGCAAAUCUGGUUGAAUUUGGAGCUAAGGAGCCAUAUAUGGAAGGGGUAAAUCCAUUCAUUAAGAGCAACAAACAUCGCAUGAUCAUGUUCUUGGAUGAACUUGGGAAUGUUCCUGAGCUUCCAGACACUACAGAGCACUCUAGAACUGACCUGUCUCGUGAUCUGGCGGCCUUGCACGAGAUUUGUGUGGCACACUCAGAUGAACUCCGGACCCUCAGUAAUGAACGAGGUGUCAUGCAGCAUGUUCUUAAGAAGCUUUUGGCUAUUACUGAACUGCUUCAACAAAAACAAAAUCAGUAUUCAGCGUCAAAUAACAUCAGGUAGCAGCCCUCUUCUACCUGAAUUCUGCAUGGAUCCAGCAUGCCCAACAUGGCAACUCACACCAGUAUCACUUUCUUCUUGCUCUUGCCAAAAAUAGCACACCCUGUCACAUUCCCAGUGAUGUGUGAACUAUGCAAAAAGAAAACAAAGAUUCUGUUGGUGAAUGAUUGUACCAGCAGCUUUUUAAGCUAUCUGUGCAGGACAUUUGCACUUUUUUUCCACUUGGAAACGGUUUUCACAACCUCUGAGCCUUGGUGUACAGUUCACCUUCUGCAAAGAAAAUGCUGUGACUGUGUCCUGAACUUCGAGAAUUAAUUUCAGCACCUCUGAUUGCCAAAGUUUUGCUGUCUUGUUGGAAAAAGAAUUAUCAACUGACAUGAAAAGAAACGCGUUGUUUUGACAGCUACAUAUAACUGGAUAACAUUUCUUACUGUAAUUUCUGACUGGUUACAAUAAUAACGACUUUUGACUGUUUCAACCACUUUAACUUGUAUUUACAGUUUCCAGAAUUUGAUGUUAUGGUAGGAACAAUCUUUACUGUACACUUUUUAUACCAUGCUGUUUCUCUUGCUGGAAUCAUGUUGAAAGAGAAUAUGCAGAAUGGGUCUUGUCAGCUUUAUUUUUUGAUGUGCCACUGAUUCAGUCUGAAUAGUUCUUCCAUCAGGAACUGUAUAUCCAGAUAAAUCACAAUGCUUUUGUAAAAUGUUUACAACAGUAAAUAAUUUGAAUUCAGUAAAUUUAUUGAUCAUUGUAUCAGACAUGCAUGCAUUCAUUAAACCAUUUU
This is a messenger RNA of Balearica regulorum gibbericeps (East African grey crowned-crane), 3097 nucleotides long. NCBI's taxonomy places the organism in Eukaryota, Metazoa, Chordata, Aves, Gruiformes, Gruidae. The record is from RefSeq and is a predicted model, not a curated record.